AUGUCGAUUUUAGAUCUUUUUUCUUUAAAGGGGAAGGUUGUCCUUAUUACUGGCGCCACUAACGGCAUUGGCAAGGCCAUGGCCCAGGCUCUGUACGAGGCAGGGGCGUCUGUGAUUUUGACACACAGACCAGCAACCGAUCCAGCCUCCACGGUGCAGUUUCUGCGUGAUUCAUAUCCGGGAUCGGAAGCCAAGAUAGGCACUAUCGAGGUUGACCUGGGUGAAGUAAAGAUAGAGAACCUUGAAGCAGAAAUUGUCAGGCCGGCUCUGGAAUUGUCUCCUACAGGAGAAAUAGACAUUCUUAUCAACAACGCUGGAAUCACCAACCGCGAAACCAUCGUGGACGCUUCUAUUGAAGAGUACCACAAGGUGCUACACGUGAAUUUGCACGUGCCGUCGGAACUCUCCAAGCUCGUUGCUAGACGGAUGAUCCGUCAGAAAAUCCGGGGAAAGAUCCUAUUCACCGCCAGCCUGACGUCUUUCCGUGCCGCUUCCAACCUCUCAGCGUACACAACGUCUAAAGGAGCUAUUGUACAGUUUGCAAAAUGCUGCGCUGUUGAAUGGGCCCAGUACGGGAUUAACGUCAACUGUAUUGGCCCGGGAUACGUCCGGACCAAUAUGACGACGUUCCACACCAGCGACGAGGCCCGAGAGACCCGUAUCUUGAGCAAGAUUCCAAAAGGCAGAUGGGGCACUCCAGAAGACUUCAAAGGCCCAGUAGUGUUUCUGUGUUCGGCAGCGAGCGAUUACGUGGACGGAGAGUGUUUAAUGGUGGACGGUGGAUUUUUAGCUCUCAUGUAA
Ogataea parapolymorpha DL-1 is the source of this 801-nucleotide messenger RNA. RefSeq names its product Peroxisomal 2,4-dienoyl-CoA reductase, auxiliary enzyme of fatty acid beta-oxidation. Lineage: Eukaryota; Fungi; Ascomycota; Pichiomycetes; Pichiales; Pichiaceae. The record is from RefSeq and is a predicted model, not a curated record. Gene Ontology annotation, molecular function: oxidoreductase activity, acting on the CH-OH group of donors, NAD or NADP as acceptor. The transcript has a single exon. The coding region runs from base 1 to 801 and encodes 266 amino acids.